AAAAAUCUCAAUCUGCUCUUCCCAAUUUUAUCCAAGGAGAACAAGUCCUCCUCGAAUCUCUUCCUUCCACUAUUGCUUCGGCCUUCGGGUCCUGAAAACUAAAGAAAAAGCAAACCAACUGGAGAGGACCCGGGAGAGAGAGAGAGAGAGAGUGUCCGAAGUCAUGGAUUCGUUGGUUGUGGUGGGAUUUCCAGCGUCCUUUUUUCGGUUUUGCUAUUCCAUUCCCUUUCAAUCUCUUUCUUCCUUUUAUGGGUUCAGAUAAGUGGGAUUUUCGGUGGUAAUGUUUUGGGCUGAAUGGUUUCUUCAUUGGCAACGACGAUAGCCAUGGAUUCUUCUUUCGAGAGCGCUACACUUGAUUCAUCAAAAUGCAGUAAGUUGAGUAUGGAGGAAAAGAGGGAACUAGUGUAUGAAAUAUCAUGCUCACAUGGUGCCUCUGAAAUGCUGCAGUCAUGGAGCCGUCAGGAGAUUUUGCAAAUCCUGUGUGCAGAGAUGGGAAAAGAAAGAAAAUAUACUGGCUUGACAAAGUUAAAAAUCAUAGAGAACCUUCUUAAAAUUGUAUCUGAAAAGAAAUCAGGGGGACAUGAGACUGUAAUUGACCUCGAACAACCUUCUUCACCUGCACUUGGCCAAAAAGCUAUCAAAAGGCAGAGAAAAACUGAUCACCCUUCUCGACUAUCUGCUCCAGCACACAAUCUUCCUAACAAUGAUGGGGGAACUGCUUUAGGUAAUACUAUCUAUUGCAAAAACUCAGCUUGCAGAGCUACCUUAAUUCGAGUAGAUGAGUUUUGCAAAAGAUGUUCAUGUUGCAUCUGUUAUCGGUAUGAUGACAACAAGGAUCCUAGCCUCUGGUUGAUUUGCAGCUCAGACCCUCCAUUUCAUGGUAGUUCAUGUGGCAUGUCAUGCCAUCUGGAGUGUGCUCUAAAACAUGAAAGAUCUGGCAUUUCCAAAGAUGGACGAUGUGCUGGACUUGAUGGGAGCUUUAAUUGUGUAUCUUGUGGGAAAGUGAAUGAUUUGCUUGGAUGCUGGAGAAAACAACUGAUGACAGCAAAGGAGACCAGACGUGUUGACAUACUGUGCUAUCGUGUGUCCUUAAGCCAAAAGCUUUUGAAGGGGACUGAAAAGUAUCAAAAGGUUUCUGAGAUUGUGGAUGAAGCUGUUAGGAAGCUAGAAGCUGAUGUGGGUCCUUUAACUGGUUUACCUGUAAGGAUGGGAAGGGGUAUAGUCAAUAGGCUUUCUUCUGGACCGGAGGUUCAGAAACUCUGUGGCUUGGCUGUGGAGUCACUAGACUCCUUGCGUUCUGAUACAUUUUUGCAUCCAUCGCCUGAUCCUGUGAUCCAAGAAUCAAAUUCAGUUGCUCCCAAUAUUGUCAGAUUUGGAGAUAUCCAUGCAACAUCCCUCACUGUGAUUUUGGGUUCAGAUGAUUCUUCACCCGAAGAUCUUGUUGGUUAUACCUUAUGGCAUCGAAAGGCUCAUGAUGUGGAUUAUCCGGCAGAACCUACUUGUAAACUCGUUGCUCCCAAUACAAAGUUUGUUGUCACAGGACUAACUCCAGCAACAGAGUAUAGCAUUAAAGUCGUAUCACUUAAUGGUACAAGAAAUUUGGGUAUGUAUGAAGUUUGUCUCUCAACAGGUAGGUCUGAUGAUGAAGUUCUAAACAGCUGUGUAAGAAGAAGUCAAAGCCCAGCUACGAACUGUAGUAGCCUUUCUAAUCCUUCCUCGGUAGAAGAUGAAACCAAUAACAUUACUCCAUAUAGUGACCAGGCUGAUAAACGAGCAGAUAAUUAUCUCACUUAUUGCAAGGAUGCCAAUAAAUUUAUUUCUGUUAAAGGAUGUGAUGAUGCUUUGUGCAGUGAUAUGGUUGAAAGAAACCCAGCAGAUUUGGUUUCAGUGUUGGAUGAGGAACAUGCUUUGCAGAAAGUUGGCCCUGGAUCCAAUUCUGAUGUCUUGGAGCUUGAGAACAAGAACUCCCAAGAUAACCAAAUUACUGAGGACAUAAGCACUGAUGAUGGGUCAAAUUCCCCUGUUCAGACGGGAAAGGAAUGUGUGCCAUUUGUCAGCAAGUCAGAAGCUGGCUUGCCCACUACACCAUGCAAGUUGGAAGUCCUUAAGGAUGGGGUAGGUAGGAGUGGGAGAUCCAAAUUUUGCAGCAGGGAUCUGGAAAAUGGGAUUGGCAAAGUAGAGGAACCCCAAGAUGGAAGCACAUCAAAAAAGAGAAGUAUGGAAAGGCGGGAUGGGGAAUGUGCAGCAAAUGGUAUCUCAGACAGGGAUUUUGAGUAUUAUGUGAAAUUAAUCAGAUGGUUAGAGUGCGAGGGACACGUAGAGAAGAAUUUCAGGCAGAAAUUCCUGACUUGGUAUGGCUUGAGGGCCACCCCACAAGAGGUAAGGAUUGUGAAGGUUUUUGUCGAUACUUUUCUUGAAGAUCCAGCAUGUCUUGCAGAACAGCUUGUGGACACCUUUUCAGAAAGUAUUUCAAGCAAGAGAUCAUCUGUGGUGCCAGCAGGAUUUUGCAUGAAGCUUUGGCAUUGACCGUCUUGUGAGGGGUUCUGCUAUUAGACGGAGGAGCUUUUGAAUGCAAGCCCCAUCGGGGUAUGUGUAAAUUAAUUCUUUACCGCCCUUCCCUAGCAUUCAUCAUUUAGACAACCAUCAGUUAUAUUUACGUAUCACCAUUAUGCCAUUCUUAUGACGAUGUAAGAAGCUUAGCGUUCGUUCUAUUUGAUAUGCAGUCUGCCUCAAACAUGGAUAUUAUUCCAUUUUUGUCAUUUUAUUUACGUAAUUGCUUAUGAAUGUGGUGGUCUUUGUACA
Messenger RNA from Carya illinoinensis, 2802 nucleotides. RefSeq names its product VIN3-like protein 2. The transcript has 5 exons. Gene Ontology annotation, molecular function: protein binding. The coding region runs from base 295 to 2526 and encodes 743 amino acids. Lineage: Eukaryota; Viridiplantae; Streptophyta; Magnoliopsida; Fagales; Juglandaceae. The record is from RefSeq and is a predicted model, not a curated record. Gene Ontology annotation, biological process: epigenetic regulation of gene expression; vernalization response.